Messenger RNA from Oryza brachyantha (malo sina), 1791 nucleotides. Its product is annotated as protein NRT1/ PTR FAMILY 5.10-like. Lineage: Eukaryota; Viridiplantae; Streptophyta; Magnoliopsida; Poales; Poaceae. The transcript has 3 exons. The record is from RefSeq and is a predicted model, not a curated record. Gene Ontology annotation, molecular function: transmembrane transporter activity. Gene Ontology annotation, cellular component: membrane. Gene Ontology annotation, biological process: transmembrane transport. The coding region runs from base 152 to 1690 and encodes 512 amino acids.
UGGUCAUCGUCUCCAGCAAUAGAUAAUACUCCAUCCGAGAUGAUUUGCUUGCUCGCCGCCGCGCAUGCUACCAAUUCCUUCUCCCUUCCAUUCCCUUGUUAGCUUAGCUUCUAUGUACUAGUCAUCUGCUCCUAGUCUAGUCCGGAUCCGAAUGAAUACGAUGGACAGCAGCAGGUCGUUGCUUCCUCCGGAGGAGGAGCAGCCGCUCUCCGGCGUCUCUGAUUUCCGCGGCCGCCCCGUCUACCGCUCAACCUCAGGCGGCUGGCGCUCCGCCCUCUUCGUCGUCGCGGUGGAGUUGGGCGGCAGCUUCGCCUACUUCGGCGUGUCGGCAAACCUCAUCACCUACCUGAGUGGGCCGCUGGGCCAAUCCAACGCGUCGGCGGCGGCGGCGGUCAACGCUUGGUCGGGGACGGCCUGCAUGCUUCCUCUGCUCGGCGCCUUCCUCGCCGACUCCUUCCUCGGCCGCUACCCAUCCAUCCUCCUCGCCUGCGCCCUCUACAUCCUCGGGUAUGGCAUUCUCACGGUCACGGUGGCGUCUUCGUCGGCUGCCGGGGGCCCAUCCUUAGCCCAGGUGGCGUUCCUCUACGUGUCGCUCUACCUCAUCGCCUUCGCGCAGGGAGCCGACAAGCCAUGCGGCCUGGCCUUCGGCGCCGACCAGUUUGACUCCGACGACCCCAGGGAGAGCGCCUCCCGUAGCUCCCUCUUCAACUGGUGGUACUUCUCCAUGGCCAUCGGCAUCUCCGUCGCCAUCGCCGUCGUCAGCUAUGUCCAGGAGAACGUCAGCUGGACCGUCGGCUUCGGCAUCCCCUUCGCCAUCAUGUUCUGCGUUUGUGCCGUCUUCCUCCUCGGCACCCCCACCUACCGCCUGUACGCGCCCAGCCCCGGCGCCCGGAACCCCCUGGCUCGUCUCGCUCGCAGCCUCGUCAAGGACGACGACGACGACAAGGAAUCGUCGGAGGAGGCGCGUGGCGUGCUGCGUCUCUUGCCGAUAUGGGCGACGUGCUUGGCGUACGGUGUGGCGUACGCGCAGAUCAUGACGUUGUUCAACAAGCAGGGACGAACGCUGGAUCGGCGCAUCGGCAACAGCGGGCUGGAGGUGCCGCCCGCCGCGUUGCAGACGUUGGGCCCGGUGACCAUCCUACUGUUCGUGCCCAUGUACGACCGCGCGGUGGUGCCGGCGCUGCGACGAGUGACGGGCAACCCGAGGGGGAUGACGACGCUGCAGCGCAUUGGGGCAGGCAUGGCGGUGUCGCUGGCAGCGUUGACGAUCGCGGCGGCGGUGGAGGGACAGCGGCUAGAGAGGGUGCGUGAGCAGAGGGCGGUGAUGAGGUGGACGUGGGUGGUGCCGCAGUACGUGGCGAUGGGGGUGGCGGACGUGCUGGCGGUGGUGGGGAUGCAGGAGUUCUUCCACGGCGAGAUGCCGGAGGGGCUGCGGAGCCUGGGGCUGGCGCUCUACCUGAGCGUCAUGGGCAUCGGCGGCUUCAUCAGCAGCGCCCUCAUCUCCCUUCUGGAUGGAAUCACCAGGAGAGACGGCAGCCAAGGGUGGUUCGCCGACGACCUCAACCGGGGCCACCUCGACUACUUCUACUGCCUGCUCGCCGCCAUCAGCGCCGUCGAGCUCACGUUCUUCCUCUGCUUCUCUCGCUCCUACGCCUACAGGAGGAACAAGCCUCUACCACUACUCUGCUAGCUAGUACCAACAACAAUUUGCAUCUAUAAUAUACUCCCUCUUCCGUACCUUACCUAAAUGUUUGACGAAUUGACGCCGAUGAUUCUUUAAUGCACAUCUGA